Molecule: messenger RNA, 2887 nt
Organism: Sitodiplosis mosellana (orange wheat blossom midge)
Lineage: Eukaryota; Metazoa; Arthropoda; Insecta; Diptera; Cecidomyiidae
Product: dynein axonemal intermediate chain 1
Exons: 14
Coding region: 602-2887 (761 amino acids)
Biological process (GO): outer dynein arm assembly; cilium movement
Cellular component (GO): outer dynein arm
Molecular function (GO): dynein light chain binding; dynein heavy chain binding
Source: RefSeq, a predicted model, not a curated record
GGAAAAAAGUUCGAAAUUGCGUGUAUAUAUAGGCGAGUUCGACUUUCAGCACAGAGACGCUUUCGUCACUCGCGCCUGCUGUCGCCGGCUGUGAUAUGUGUCAAUGUGCGUUGCAACUGUUUCAAUAGCAAAUCACGAAUUGUAGUCAUUCAGCUCUUGAUCUCCUCUCAGAAGAAAUACUCGUAGACGUGCCCAUAUUUAUUAUUAACUUGCACAACGAAUACCGAUAACCAGUCGUAAUAUACGAGCAUUUAAACUUUGCAACUUUGCAUGUUAAUUGACUUUACAAGUGCGCAAAUAGUAUACUACUGAUCAUAUGAUUUUUUUCCAAACAUGGCUCCAAUGAAAAUUGUGCCGUUUUUUUCCUCGUCUUUUCCAAUUAUUUGGUGGAAAAAAAAUUUGUUCACGCAUAUUCAUUUCCAUGCAUAUUCACUGGAAACUAUUUAGAAUCUAUCAACUCAGCAAUCGUUUCUAUGGUAACUUCAAUUGAAUUUCCGCCUGUUGUCACAGUUCGCUGUAAAUUGUGCAAGUUUUGUCAUUUGAAAGUAGCGACUAUAUUUUUUUCCUGGGUAACCUAAAAGAUAAUAGAUCUUUGAAGGCAAUGACUGACAGAAAAGGCACCCUGAAGUCAGAUAAGCCGAAAUGGAAAAGCACGAUAAGGUACACCCAAAGAAACACUGUCCUCGACGGACUCGGUGAUAAAUCUGAUGACUAUGAGUAUUGGCUGCGCUUCCAAAAGCCACUCCGGCCCGAUGAUCAACUCGAUUUAAUAGAAGCAGAGCUUUCCGAAGAAAUCACCAAACAUUUGGACACCGAACACAAAAAUUUUCCCAAAAAUUUAGUUAUAUACAGUUUCAAAGAAUAUGGCUACGUACCGCUUCCACCACCGUCCAAUAUUGGUGUACUGCUGGAAAUUGAAGGUAAUUCCGUACCCAUUGAAUGUGAUGCGGGAGAAAAACUAGCUGAGGAUGUCGGAGCAGGCAUACCACCUCCGGUUGAUGGUGCUCAGUCAGACGGCGAUACCGUUGAUACAAAAUCAAAAUCAACUGAAAUCGACACAAGCACCACGGGUGCCGUUGCAGACGAAGUAGAUAACGACGAAAUCAUUGUCGGUAUUCAGAACUUAGAUGAUGUACCCACUAAUCAAAGCACCAUCGAAGACAAUGUUGAUGAGAUAGUUGACACCGAUGAUGCUUCGACAAAAGUCACUGAUGCUUUGAACGUUGACAACGACGAUGACGAUAUAUUAACCAAGCAACAGCCGAUUCAGGAGGCAGAAAAGAAGAAAAAAUUGAUCAAUCAGUUCAAUUAUUGUGAACGUGCCGUAUUGACACUGAAUAAUCCACCCAGAAAUGUUGAAACCCAGACGAUUCCACCUCCACGCUCGACGUUCGGUUCGUACGUGCUUCAAUGGAUCAUUUAUGACUCAUACGCCGAAGAUUUUGAGCAAACCGAACGCGACAAAGAAAAGGAACGAAAGGCAGCAAGUGCGGUGAUAUCAGCUCAAUCGAAACAAUUUGAUAUUGUCAAGCGCACCGGAAAAGGUCCAAUUAAUGAAGAACUUAACCGAAAUUAUUUACGUUGCUGGCAAAUUUUGGAACGAAUGAUAAACCAAAAUAUUUUUGAUGAAAUUGCGCUCGACUAUCGAUACUAUGAGGAUCCAUCGGACGAGUUCCGAGAUGAAGAAGGAACGCUUUUGCCUUUAUGGAAAUUUCAGUAUGAAAAAACGAAAAAAAUGAAUGUGACCGACAUAUGCUUCAACACAAUGCAUUAUGACCUGUUUGCUGUUUGCUUUGGAUCAUUUGACUUCAUGAAGCAAUUGCCAGAAGGACUAGUGUGCUUUUUCACGAUCAAAAAUCCCUCUUAUCCGGACUACAUAAUUACAACCGAAAGUGGAGUUAUGUGUUGCGACAUUCAUCAAAAAUAUCCGUAUUUACUGGUGAUUGGCAUGUUCGAUGGUAACGUAGCCGUUUAUAAUCUGGAAUCGAAUCCAACAAAGCCGAUGUACAUAUCGCGCGGUACUGACGGCAAACACUCAAACAUUGUGUGGGAGGUGAAAUGGGGUGCCGAUAUUUACGAUGGUGAGCUAAAUUUUUAUUCAAUUUCGGCCGAUGGAAUGAUCUAUAAUUGGGUACUGAUGCAAAGCCAAUUGAGUUUGACAACCAUUACCACAUUGUUUGUGAAUCAAGAAAUAUCUACAGGUCCCGACGGCAACAGUGUUAAACUCAAAGCUGCUGGGACAUGCAUGGCAUUCCACCCGAAAUUGUCAAAUAUCUUUUUGGCUGGAUCGGAGGAGGGUCAAAUUUUCAAAUGCAGCACCGAAUUCAGCUCGAGAUAUUUGAUGAGCUACAAUGCACAUUACCUGCCAGUUUAUCAUAUUGACUUUAAUAAAUUUAAUUCGAAUAUAUUCGUGUCGUGUGCGGCUGAUUGGCGAGUUAAAAUUUGGGAAGACAUGCGAAGCGAGCCAUUGUUCAUAUUCGAUCUGGGCGCAAGCGUUGGUGAUGUUAAAUGGGCACCAUAUUCUAGUACAGUCCUAGCAGCAUUGACAACAGAUGGCAAAGUAUUUGUUUUUGACAUCAAUGUGAAUAAAUACAAGCCAAUAUGUGUGCAGCAAGUGGUACCUAGGAAAUCGGUGCGUCUAACUCGGAUUGCGUUCAACAAACGUAUUCCAUUUAUCAUUGUUGGCGAUGACAAAGGAACCGUUACGACAUUGAAGCUCUCUCCGAAUCUGCGGCUCAAAGAGAAACCACCGAAAAAAGGUCAGAAUAUCGACCAAAGUAUGCUUCAAGUCCAAAAACUAGAUAAAUUGUUAUCUUUAGUGCGUGAGCUGCCCGAAGACACGGAACAAGCCGAAAAGGAUAGCGACUCAUCCGAUUCGGACUCUUAA